This is a messenger RNA of Schistocerca cancellata (South American locust), 681 nucleotides long. RefSeq names its product craniofacial development protein 2-like. NCBI's taxonomy places the organism in Eukaryota, Metazoa, Arthropoda, Insecta, Orthoptera, Acrididae. The coding region runs from base 1 to 681 and encodes 226 amino acids. The transcript has a single exon. The record is from RefSeq and is a predicted model, not a curated record.
AUGGGACUCGGGGCAAGUAAGGUUAGCAACCUGCUUCCCUGGUACUUUAAAAAUGAUGCUGGCAACAAUCAGAGCAAAAUGCCUCUGACCUUUGGAGGUGACGGAGUCCCACCUCUAACUGACAAACCAGGGACUCCUAAGAUACGACUUGGCAAACAAAUGGUAAUGAGAUGGGGAGCUGUUAAUAUCAAUGGGGGCUACUCUGGGAAGAAGGUAGAGCUGGCAGAGGCUGCAAGUAAGAUGGGGCUGGACGUUUUAGCUGUUAGUGACAUUCGGGUAAGGGGUGAGAAAGAAGAGGAAGUGGGAAAAUACAAGGUCUACCUGUCAGGAGUCAAAGCAGGAAUAGCACAAUGGGGUGUAGGGCUUUACAUCAGCAAAGAAAUGGGACCCAGCGUAGUUGCAAUAAGGUAUGUAAACGAACGACUGAUUUGGAUAGAUUUGACAGUGUCUAGCAAGAAAAUUAGGAUUGUGUCAGUAUAUUUGCAUUGUGAAGGGACAGAUCGAGAUAAGAUGGAUAGUUUUUAUGAGGCACUCAGUGAUGUAGUUGUUAGAGUAAAGGACAAGGACAGUGUUCUGCUCAUGGGUGAUUUUAACGCCAGGAUUGGAAAUCAAACAGAAGGGUAUGAAAAGGUUAUGGGUAAAUUUGGAGAGGAUAUGGAGGCCAACAGGAACGGGAAAUAA